GUCCGCAACGCUUCGCGCGCCUUUGCUCCGCUUGAAAGCUCCGCUCUGCUCCGAUUUGCUCCCGAAUGCGGCCCCCGAACCAAAGCGUGGUUCAAAGCGCCAGAGAAGCUUCGAAGGGCAUUCCCUUACGAUCAGAGAGCGAGCGUGAUCAAGCUAAGGGGUUCCAUUGAGCAGGAUCGCGCAACAAAACGCUGCAACUCCGUCUGAGUAUAUAUUAAACGCUUAUUCGGUCCAUACAUGGUCAAGUAUAGUUAGAACCAGGUAUAGGAUUGCAAAGAAAGUCCAGAAAUGUAGGGAACGUUUAAGUGCGACACACUGAGGUCACCGUCCCGGCAGAGGGACGAUCCGAAAUACAGUACAGAAGCACAACGGCAGAUAAGGCGCCGUGUGCUCCUGACGCGUACAAGACCCAGCUCGGUUCGGCCCCAUGCACAGGUCCUGGUUGGAGUCCCAGCUCAGUCGCGCCGUGCCGCCCGAGCCCCACUCCGCCCCCGACCUGGUGGCCGGCGACGUCGUGGCGGCGGCCCUGGCCCGCUGCGGCGUCCCGCCCGCCGCCGCACAACGCUCCGUGGAGGCAGCCAUGUCAGUGGUGCUGGGGACACACGCAGCCGGCGCGGCCGCCUCCGGCGGCGGCGCCGCCGGCGCGGCGGCGGCUGCCGCCGCCGCCACCGCCGCGGCGGCGGUGGCCGCCGCGCAGGAGAACGGCGCUGGCGCGCCGGCGGCUGCCGCCGCCGUGGCCGCCGCGAACGCCGCCGCUGCGGUCGCCGCCGCCGCCGGCGCGCGCGCUGGCGGCGGCUUCGCCUCCAUGUUCGCUCAGCACGUGAUGGCGCCGUCGGCGAUGGCGGCGGCGGGCCCGCCUGCCGUACAGUCGCUACGGCAGGUACAGGGGCUGCUGGUUGCAGGCGAUAUGGGAGAUCUCACGUCACACUUGUACGGGGCGCUGGUGGAUCGCGCCGGUGGCGGCGGCGCCGCCGCCGCCGGCGGCGCUGACGGCGGCGGCGACGAUGCCGGCGGCGGCGCCGCCACCAAUCCGGAGCGGCGGUGGCGUGCCACGGCGCUGGCGGCGCAUAUGCUGUUGGCGUUGGAGGGGCUGGGCGUGCUGGGCGGCGGCGGCGGCGGGGGUGGCGGCGGCGCGGCCGGCGGCGCGGCGUCAAUGCUGCUUGACCCGUUUGAGGCGCACAAGACGUCGGACCUGGCCCAGCGGCUGCUGACCUACUACGCCGCCACCCUGCUGGAGCGCGGGCAGCUGGGCCUGGCGCCGCCCUACCUGUGCUGCCUGCGGCCCGGGCUCAGGGGACAGCUGGCGGGGGAGCUGCUGGCGGCGCACACACGCAGGCUGACGGGCCUGGCCGCGCCCGAUGCCGACGCCUCCUCUUCCGCCUCCUCUUCCGCCGCCGCCGCCGAGGCCGCCGCCGCCGCCGGCCGCGCCGCCGCCGACGCCGAGUGCUACGGCGCCUACCUGGCUCUGGAGCACUGGUUCCGGCGCUGCUGGGAGCGGCAGGCGCAGCCGGCGGCGGCGCUGGCCAGCUGCCUGGCCACAGACAUACGCCCCAACGAGCUGCGCCUGCAGCUGGCCACCUUUGCCGUGUCCUGCCGCCACUCGCCCGGCUACGGCCCGGCGGCGAGGGCGCGGGUGGCGCGCUGGCUUGCCUAUCCCUACAUAGCGGCGCUGCAGGCCGCUACCGCCGAGGAGGAGGAGCGCCGCGCCGCGGCAGCCGCCGCCGACGGCGGCGGCGCCGCCGCCGGCACUGAGUCCGACGUGGCGGCUCGCGAGGCGGCGCUGCUGGCGGGCGCCGCCGCCGGCCUGGAUCCGCUGGCGGCGCUGGACGUUUUGGAUUUCGCCAACUGCUGUUGCUGUGAGCUGGCGCUGGGUGACGACGUGACGGCGGCGGCGGGCCAGCUGCUGUUUGAUGAGGUGCUCCCGCCGGGCAUCGACGACGCGGCCCUGCUCAUCGCCGAGUCUCUCGAGUCCGGCGAGCGCUCGGCGGGCGCGGGCGGCGAGGCGACGGCGGCGGACGGCGGCGCGGCGUUGCGGCUGGCGGCGGCGCUGCGGGCGCAGGCGGCGGAGCUGGCGGGCUGGCGGCUGUACUUUGGGCUGGAUGGACAGCUGGCCAGGUGGCUGUCGCGGCACGAGGCGGCGGGCCCCGGCCCCGAGGCGGCGGCGCUGGCGGCGGACGGGUGUGCGCUGCUGCACGACUACCUGGAGCAGCUGUUGGCUCCCGGCUGGAUGCGCGAGCUAGCCAGCUGCUCCCGAGCCCUGGAGGCGGCGGCGGCGGGCGGCGACGGCGCCGUGCGCGUGUCUCUCACCGUGACCUCGCCGCCGGGCCCGGGCGCGUCGCAGGUGCCGCAGGCGCAGGCGCAGGGCGGCGGCGGCGGCGGCGGCGGCGGUUGGGGCCACCCCACCGCGCCCUACCCAGAGCUGCAGGGUGCGGCGCUGCUGGAGUUCCAACUCGCGCUGGAGUCCGGCCUGCGCCGCGCCGCCGCCUCACUGGUCGCCUCCUCCUCCUCGGCCUCGGCCGCCGCCGCCGCGGCUGCGGUGCAGGUGGCGGUGGAGGGGCCGGCGGCGGAGGGCUCACCGCUGCCCCAGGGCCACGUGACCGUCCACCUGGCGGCGGCGCCCGACGCCCGCUCCUGGUCCGCGCUGGUGUCGCUGCUGUGCGGCGCCGUGCGCGGCGGGCUGCCGGGCGUGCCGCCGCUGCUGCUGGUGGCGCUGCAGGCGGACCGAGCCACCAGCCUGGCGGUGUGCCGCAGGUGCUGCGUAGGCCAGGCCGUCAUGCGCUGCGCCGCGCUGCGGCUGUCGCUGGUGGCUCUGGGCGCCGACGCCGAGUCGCCCGCCACUGGGCCGCAGCUGCUGGAGAUGCUGGCGGCGCCGCCGGAGGCCGCCGCCGCCGCCACUGACCUGGUGGCGGCCGCCGCCGCCGGCAACGGCCCCGGCGGGCUGCUGGAGCUGCUGGGUCCGGGGCAGCUGGCGCAGCUGCUGGCGGUGGAGGCGGACACGGCGGUGCGGCACCUGCGCAACAGGCAGGUGGCGCGGCGGCUGCGGGAGUAGGGGUGCAGGAGCAGGCGGCGUGGUGGCGUGGUGGUGACGGGUGGCGGUGGGGGCGGUGGUGGUGGUGGCGAAGUUGCAGGAUUGCAGGGACGUACGGGUCUGGCAAACUCGGAUGCGGUGUUCAGCCAGGGAGGUUGACCUGUGUGUGGGGGGGGGGGGGCUUGGCUGAGGGGGCGGCUGGAGGUGUGGUGGUGAGCAGCGCGCCGGUGUGCGUCGUGUGGGAGUGACGUGCGAAGCGCCAGGCAGCGUGCAUGUGGGUGAGCGGCAUUGACGAACGGGUGGGAAUGAGGAUGGCCCGAGGGCGGCCUGACAUGGUGAAGUGACGAAAUUUUGAGCCCGGUAAUCUUGUCGCGCGUGGGAAUGACUGGGGUGGCCAGAACGUAGAAUGGGGGGGACAGGUUUGCAGUCUGGCCACUGUGGCCAUCGAGCCAGGAGGGGGGCGAGGAAACAGGAGCGGGGGGGGGGGGCGGGGGCUAGCAAAUUGCCUGUCCAGCUUUGUGGCUCAGCCAGGGCGAAGGUUUGCACGCCGGCCGUUGUGGCAACCAGCCAGGAACGGCAAGGGUGGACGGAGGACAGGGAGUGAGAUGGGAGGAGGGACCAAACCACGG
Molecule: messenger RNA, 3657 nt
Organism: Chlamydomonas reinhardtii
Lineage: Eukaryota; Viridiplantae; Chlorophyta; Chlorophyceae; Chlamydomonadales; Chlamydomonadaceae
Exons: 12
Coding region: 428-3049 (873 amino acids)
Source: RefSeq, a predicted model, not a curated record